This is a messenger RNA of Folsomia candida, 1183 nucleotides long. RefSeq lists its product as uncharacterized. The record is from RefSeq and is a predicted model, not a curated record. NCBI's taxonomy places the organism in Eukaryota, Metazoa, Arthropoda, Collembola, Entomobryomorpha, Isotomidae. Bases 8 to 661 code for a protein of 217 amino acids. The transcript has 3 exons.
GGAAAUCAUGGCUAUGCAAAUAUCGGAAGGUGAUGACGACGACCUCUACUACGACGCUGCUUCAGAAGAUGAUUUUGAAGCUGAGGACGAGUCUGACAGCGAUAUUGACGAGGAUGAAACCAUAAACUGGGAUGAAGAAUUUCGUCCACCCGUGCAUAAUUUCCAAGGUCCAGAUGAUCAAAUAAAGGAUGAUUUUCGCCACCACUUUGGAACAUCUCUAGACAUUCUCAGAAAAUUCAUUGAUGACUCCAUGGUCGAAAAGAUAGCUGUGGAAUCGAACAGAUACGCUGAGCAAGUGAAGCGAACCUCUCUCCGUGCAUUUAUUGGUUGGACCCCAGUCACUGCUGCUAAUAUCUGGCGCUUUCUAUCUCUUAUUUUGGCCAUGACGCUUGUUAAAAAAUCAUCUUAUAAAGAAUACUGGUCAAUAAUCAAUAAUCCACAACAUUCUCACGAAGUUCCCCGUAGCACGGAAGCCAAGAGGAAGACCUUCCCAAAGCCGUGUCUCAGUACCCUUAGCGAAUAUGCAUAUUCCAGAACGAGUUAUGAAAGAAAACGGUUACCCAAGCAAAUCCGAUUGUUUCCACUGCAAAACAAAAUUGGGGAAGAGGACGAUUACGCAGUUCAAGUGCCUUGCUUGCGAGAAACGUUUGUGCAUUGGUAGCAGCGUCUUCAACUGUUUCAAAUUUUAUCAUGACGAAAUGUUGCAGUUAUCGCAGCAGCCGGUAUCGCAGCAAGUAGUGCCACUAGCGGAUCGCAACGAGUCACAGAACACUGGACAAAAUUCACCACGUUACGAUUACAAUAACUUGUUUGAAAUAUAUAAUGCAUCCCAAAAUCAUGAUAGUAAUGUCAUCAAUGAUGAUGAUUUACUGUUCGUUUAGUUAAUUGUUGUACUACUAUGAAAAUCAAAUCCCACUGUCAUGUCAAAAAUUUAUAGUGUGUGCCAUUUGGCUCAGUUAUAUUGUUGAUUUAUAAUUGAAAUUUCAUGUUCAAAAAGUGUAUAAGGUUCUAAUUAUUGUUCGCGAAUCAGUUCUUGGUUCGUAAUAAAUCAAAACUGCAUAAGCAGAAUAUUCAAAAUCGGUUUGCAUUAAUUCAGUCCCCAACUGAUUUUAUCACCGCCCCACAACUCGGUCUCAAUGGUAUUUUGCACCCCAGAAAGUCCGCCCUCAAGAGCAAUAGAAAC